Messenger RNA from Bufo bufo (common toad), 1727 nucleotides. RefSeq names its product mitogen-activated protein kinase 12 (gene MAPK12). Gene Ontology annotation, cellular component: nucleus; cytoplasm. The coding region runs from base 237 to 1325 and encodes 362 amino acids. The record is from RefSeq and is a predicted model, not a curated record. The transcript has 12 exons. Gene Ontology annotation, biological process: protein phosphorylation; MAPK cascade. Lineage: Eukaryota; Metazoa; Chordata; Amphibia; Anura; Bufonidae. Gene Ontology annotation, molecular function: MAP kinase activity; ATP binding.
GAGAGCGCCGCUGUGCACGGGUCACGUGACUGGGGACAACAAAGCUGGGCGCCGUGCACAGGGCGCACUUCCCGCACAGGACUGCGGGUGGAAGCAGCCCACACCGAGGAGGAGGGGGCGUCCAGUCAUUCAUGGUGUAUGUAUGCGGCUGCAUGACGCGCUCUCUCUCAGGAGACCGGAGCCGCCGCUGAGCUGACACCACACUGCUGCCUGACACCCCAGCCAGCUCAGGAGCCAUGUCCCUGCCGCUGCCCAAGAAGGGCUUCUACCGCCAGGAGGUCAACAAGACGAUGUGGGAGGUGAAGGAGCGCUACCGGGACCUGCUGCCUGUGGGCUCCGGAGCCUAUGGCACUGUGUGCUCAUCCAUUGACAAUAGGACAGGAACAAAAGUGGCCAUCAAGAAGCUUUACCGUCCUUUUCAGUCGGAACUCUUUGCAAAACGAGCAUACAGGGAGCUGAGGCUUCUGAAGCACAUGCAGCAUGAGAAUGUUAUUGGCCUACUAGAUGUAUUUACUCCUGACUUGUCCCUGGAAAAAUUCACUGACUUUUAUCUGGUUAUGCCUUUCAUGGGCACAGACUUGGGCAAGAUAAUGAAACACGAGAAACUGUCAGAAGAUAGAAUUCAGUUUCUAGUAUAUCAGAUCUUGAGAGGUUUAAAGUACAUCCAUUCGGCUGGUAUAAUACACAGGGAUCUAAAGCCUGGAAAUCUAGCUGUGAAUGAAGACUGUGAACUGAAGAUCCUGGAUUUUGGACUGGCAAGGCACACAGACAGUGAAAUGACAGGUUAUGUGGUGACCAGAUGGUACCGAGCGCCGGAGGUGAUUCUCAAUUGGAUGCACUAUACACAGACAGUGGACAUCUGGUCUGUUGGCUGUAUCAUGGCAGAGAUGUACACUGGGCGCCCACUUUUCAAGGGUAAUGACCAUCUGGAUCAGCUGACUGAAAUCAUGAAAAUUACAGGGACACCAACUCAGGAUUUUGUGCAGAAACUUCAAAGCCCUGAUGCAAAAAACUAUAUCAAGAGUCUCCCAAAAGUGCAAAAGAAAGACUUUGGAUUAUUGCUGCGAUAUGCAAACCCUCUAGCUGUCAGUCUCCUGGAAAAGAUGCUGGUGCUGGAUGCAGAAAAAAGAAUAACGGCCACAGAUGCUCUAUGUCAUCCUUACUUUGAGCAGUUCCAUGAUUCUGACGAUGAGAUGGAAGCAGAUCCCUAUGACGAUUCAUGUGAUAAUGUAGAUCUCCCUGUUGAUGAAUGGAAGUGUCUUACUCACAAAGAAGUGACAACAUUCCUUCCACCAGUGGCCGAGUCCAAGGAAACAUCUGUAUAGUUGGCUGUAAGGCUCCAAAAGAAAAAUAGGAUAUAAAUUAUGAGACAUGAACUCUGAAACUGGAUAACUGGAUAUAUAUGCGUUUUCAGUCAUCUGUGUCAUUGUUUUCAUUCCAGUUGGGGAUAUAUAGUGCCUUUUUGUAUUUCUUUUAAGUGGGGAUUUUUGUCUUGCCUAUUUGUCUGCAGAGUGUACUGUAUCAACGAGAAGUAUUGUGAAUAUACUGGUAGCAUUGAGUCAACUCUGCGGGCCUCCUGUGUUUCUAAGCAAAGUGCUCUGUCUCUGUAGCAGUGAGAUAUUGCUGGUAUACUGUACUUCCGUAGAUGUAGAUUUGGGCAAGCCCUGUCACAUUCCAAUACACUCUGCAGUAUUAUUAUGAAUAAUAAACAUUUUAAUUAAAGUGCA